CGGGUUCGAUGGGCGUGGCGUGGCGUGGCGCGCGUGCGCGAAACCACUUUCUCCGCAUAGUCUGGCGCGACCCUCGGUCUCUCGUUGUCCCAGGGUUUGCCUACUUCUCGGGCCCUUGUCUUAUCGGGACCAGUGAUGACACUGGUCUUGUGUUUCCUUCCUUCUCUGCUUCCUAGCCCGACUGGCCCUCCCUUAUUGUGAUUGGCAUCGUGGAGGCCCUCCCACCUGCCGUCCUCCAGAUCCCUGUGCCGUCGAUCUCUUGGCCUUUGUGUUUCUCUCCCUGUGCCCCGGAAUCUGAAGGGGAAUGGGGGAGGGUGUGAGUGUGUGUGCCUGUGUGAGAGAAACUCUUUAGAGAGCUGUCGGCCAUGGAGCCCAAUGAUAGUACCAGUACCACUAUGGAGGAACCUGACAGCCUGGAGGUACUGGUGAAGACCCUGGACUCUCAGACCCGGACCUUUAUUGUGGGGGCCCAGAUGAAUGUAAAGGAGUUUAAGGAGCACAUUGCUGCUUCUGUCAGCAUCCCCUCUGAGAAACAGCGGCUUAUCUAUCAGGGGCGAGUUCUGCAGGAUGAUAAGAAGCUCCAGGAAUACAAUGUUGGGGGAAAGGUUAUCCACCUUGUGGAACGGGCUCCUCCUCAGACUCAGCUCCCUUCUGGAGCGUCUUCUGGAACAGGGUCUGCCUCAGCCACCCAUGGUGGGGGACCCCCACCUGGUACUCGGGGGCCUGGGGCCUCUGUUCAUGACCGGAAUGCCAACAGCUAUGUCAUGGUUGGAACCUUCAAUCUUCCUAGUGACGGCUCUGCUGUGGAUGUUCACAUCAACAUGGAACAGGCCCCGAUUCAGAGUGAGCCCCGAGUACGGCUGGUGAUGGCUCAGCACAUGAUCAGGGAUAUACAAACCUUACUAUCCCGGAUGGAGUGCCGAGGGGGACCCCAAGCCCAGCAGAGUCAGGCGCCCCCACAGACGCCAGCUGUGGCCUCGGAGCCAGUAGCCUUGAGCUCUCCAACAUCAGAACCGGUCGAAAGUGAAGUGCCUCCUCGGGAGCCCAUGGAGGCAGAAGAGGUGGAGGAGCGCGCCCCUGCCCAGAGCCCAGAGCUCUCCCCUUCCGGCCCAGCCCCAGCAGGCCCAGCACCUGCCCCAGACACAAACGCACCCAACCAUCCUUCCCCUGCGGAGUAUGUCGAGGUGCUUCAGGAGCUACAGCGGCUUGAGAGCCGCCUCCAGCCUUUCCUGCAGCGCUACUAUGAGGUUCUGGGCGCCGCCGCCACUACAGACUACAAUAACAAUCAAGAGGGCCGUGAAGAGGACCAGCGCUUGAUCAACUUGGUGGGGGAGAGCCUGCGGCUGCUGGGCAACACCUUUGUGGCGUUGUCUGACCUGCGUUGCAAUCUGGCGUGUGCGCCGCCGCGUCACCUGCAUGUGGUCCGGCCCAUGUCUCACUACACCACCCCCAUGGUGCUCCAGCAGGCGGCCAUCCCCAUCCAGAUCAACGUGGGGACCACUGUGACCAUGACGGGGAAUGGGACCCGGCCCCCCCCGACUCCCAAUGCAGAGGCACCUCCCCCUGGUCCUGGGCAGGCCUCGUCCUUGGCCCCCUCUUCUACCACCGUCGAGUCUUUGGCUGAGGGGGCUCCACCGCUAGGACCGGCUCCCCCACCGACCGCCAGCCACCCAAGGGUCAUCCGGAUUUCCCACCAGAGUGUGGAACCCGUGGUUAUGAUGCACAUGAACAUUCAAGAUUCUGGCACACAGCCCGGUGGAGUUCCGAGUGCUCCCACUGGCCCCCUAGGACCCCCUGGUCAUGGCCAGACCCUGGGACAGCAGGUGCCAGGCUUCCCGACAGCUCCCACCCGGGUGGUGAUUGCCCGGCCCACCCCUCCACAGGCUCGGCCUUCCCAUCCUGGGGGGCCCCCAGUCUCGGGGGCUCUGCCGGGCGCUGGUCUGGGUACCAACGCCUCUUUAGCCCAGAUGGUGAGUGGCCUCGUGGGGCAGCUUCUUAUGCAGCCUGUUCUUGUGGCUCAGGGGACCCCAGGAAUGGCUCCACCUCCAGCCCCUGCCACUGCGUCAGCCAGUGCCGGCACCACCAACACAGCUACCACAGCUGGCCCUGCCCCCGGGGGGCCUGCCCAGCCUCCACCUCCUCAACCCUCCGCCUCUGAUCUUCAGUUCUCUCAGCUCCUGGGGAACCUGCUGGGGCCUGCAGGGCCAGGGGCUGGAGGGCCUGGCAUGGCUUCCCCCACCAUUACUGUGGCGAUGCCUGGUGUCCCUGCCUUUCUCCAGGGCAUGACUGACUUCUUGCAGGCGACACAAACAGCUGCUCCGCCACCUCCGCCACCUCCGCCCCCACCCCCACCUCCGGCCCCAGAACAGCAGACGGCGCCUCCACCAGGGUCCCCCUCUGGUGGCGCAGGGAGUCCUGGAGGCCUGGGUCCUGAGAGCCUGCCGCUCGAGUUUUUCACCUCGGUGGUGCAGGGUGUGCUGAGUUCCCUGCUGGGCUCCCUGGGGGCUCGGGCUGGCAGCAGUGAAAGUAUCGCUGCUUUCAUACAACGCCUCAGUGGAUCCAGCAACAUCUUUGAGCCUGGGGCUGAUGGGGCUCUCGGAUUUUUUGGGGCACUGCUCUCUCUUCUGUGCCAGAACUUCUCCAUGGUGGAUGUGGUGAUGCUUCUCCACGGGCAUUUCCAGCCACUGCAGCGGCUCCAGCCCCAGCUGCGAUCUUUCUUCCACCAGCACUAUCUGGGUGGCCAGGAACCCACACCUGGUAACAUCCGGACGGCAACCCACACAUUGAUCACGGGGCUAGAAGAAUACGUGCGGGAGAGUUUUUCUUUGGUGCAAGUUCAGCCAGGUGUGGACAUCAUCCGGACAAACCUGGAAUUUCUCCAAGAGCAGUUUAAUAGCAUUGCUGCUCACGUGAUGCACUGCACAGACAGUGGAUUUGGGGCCCGUUUGCUAGAGCUGUGUAACCAGGGCCUGUUUGAAUGCCUGGCCCUGAACCUGCACUGCUUGGGGGGGCAGCAGAUGGAGCUUGCUGCUGUCAUCAAUGGCCGAAUUCGUCGCAUGUCUCGUGGAGUGAAUCCGUCCUUGGUGAGCUGGCUCACCACUAUGAUGGGACUGAGGCUUCAGGUGGUGCUGGAGCACAUGCCUGUAGGCCCUGAUGCCAUUCUCAGAUAUGUUCGCAGGGUUGGUGAUCCCCCUCAGACGCUUCCUGAGGAGCCAAUGGAAAUUCAGGGAUCAGAGAGAACUCCCCCUGAGCCUCAGCGGGAGAAUGCUUCUCCAGCCCCUGGGACAACAGCAGAAGAGGCCAUGUCCCGAGGUCCGCCUCCUGCUCCUGAGGGAGGCUCCCGAGACGAGCAGGAUGGAGCUUCAGCCGAGACAGAACCUUGGGCAGCUGCAGUCCCCCCAGAAUGGGUUCCUAUUAUCCAGCAGGACAUUCACAGCCAGCGGAAGGUGAAACCGCAGCCCCCACUGAGCGAUGCCUACCUCAGUGGUAUGCCUGCCAAGAGACGUAAGACGAUGCAGGGUGAGGGCCCCCAGCUGCUUCUCUCAGAGGCCGUGAGCCGGGCAGCUAAGGCAGCCGGAGCUCGGCCCCUGACAAGCCCCGAGAGCCUGAGCCGGGACCUGGAGGCACCAGAGGUUCAGGAGAGCUACAGGCAGCAGCUCCGGGCUGAUAUACAAAAGCGACUGCAGGAAGACCCUAACUACAGCCCCCAGCGCUUCCCUAAUGCCCACAGGGCUUUUGCUGAGGAUCCCUAGCUCUUUGCUCCAUGGCCCUCCAUCAUCAGGGGACCAUUUCUCCCCUCUUCCUUCACAGUAUUUAAGAAAUAAAGUCAGAUUUUCCUGG
Molecule: messenger RNA, 3840 nt
Organism: Globicephala melas (long-finned pilot whale)
Lineage: Eukaryota; Metazoa; Chordata; Mammalia; Artiodactyla; Delphinidae
Source: RefSeq, a predicted model, not a curated record